UAUAUUAUAAAAAGGGUAUCAGUCCGCUCACUCGCGCGAGGGGGGAAGCGCGUAUCGCAUGAUCGGACGCUUGGCACGUGCAAAACGUGUCGACCAGGCGUCCGUCCGAUUCCCUCCCACGCCUCUCGUCCCUCCCAUCCGUGUUAAAAAUGGGGCUAGCACGCGGCCCCCUCACACGAGGGAACCCUAGAAAUCAUCUCUUCUCUCUCUUCCUUGUCGCAGAGGCUCGCCGGAAAACCCCAAACGCGCCGGGAAAAGCACUCAUUUUGCCGGCAAACCGCCAUUUGCGUCGAUUUCCGGCCAAAAUAGAGAGAUCCGCCCUCAGAAACUCGCCGGAAAAUAUUGAGUUAGAGCAGACAAGAGAAAGCUUGCGUCUUUCUCCUGAGACCCAUCUCAGAGCUUGAUCUGGAUCGAGAAAUCAAGGUUCAUAAGCUCGAAACGAGUCUGUAAUGGUGGCCAAAGGUGAGAUUCGAGGGGCCUGAGUUGAAGAGCUUGGUUUAGGGCUUAAUGACGACUGAAAAAUAGGGCUUUCAAGCUUUCUUUGGUUCGAAAGGUGCGUGGGGGAUGCUCGCCGGAAGUUGCAGAGGUCGCCGGAAAUCUCUAAGAUCAGGUCCAUUUGGGUGUGCAGGGAAUAGACAGCGAAAUAUACCCUAGAAAUAGUGUAUAAAAAGUUUUAUCCAUUUUCUGAAGGAGAGGGAAAGCCAGCCCUGGAGACUCCAGGGAGUUAGAGUGGGGGAGCAUUUCUGGCUACUUUUCGCAGGAGAAGUGGCCAGAAAAGUUACCAGAAUCAGUUAGGAGGGAGCCUCAUUUGCGCUUUGCAGGCAGUAAACGAUCAGCAAAGAGAAGACGUCACAGCUAAUAAAUAGUUCAGAGAGAGAAAAACCCCUUGAUGCGGGGCAAUUAGGAGAGAGAGAGGAGAAACCCACUGAUACAGAGCAAUUAGAGUUUGCUCUGCUCCGAAUUGGAGCAAAUGGCUCAAGAAAUGGAAGGAAAUGGAGAUGAUGUAGUGGGGGAAGAAGAGGAGGAAGAUGAAGAAGACGACAUGGAAAUGGAGGUGAAGGAAGAAGAGGAAGACGAAGAAGCACAAAAUCAAAGCCACCAUGCUAGGCUACAGAUGCAACAGCCGCACCAUGUUCAAAGCUCAGAGCUUCAACAGCAGGGGGGUUCAGUUGAAGGCAGAAGAAGAUGCAGGCCAAAAGAGGAGAAAGAAAGAACAAAGCUCAGAGAGAGACAUAGAAGGGCCAUCACUGCAAGGAUUCUUGCAGGGCUUAGAAGACAUGGAAACUACAAUCUUAGGGUUAGGGCUGACAUCAACGAUGUCAUCGCUGCUCUUGCAAGAGAGGCUGGAUGGAUGGUCUUACCAGAUGGCACCACCUUCCCCUCAAGACCCCAUAAUGCGAGGACGGCUGCCACGCCCUCUACACCAACAACCUCAUCCCCCCUGCCUGCUUCUCAGCUCCCCCCUGCUGCUCUUAGAGGGGGCAGUGCCACCGGUUCUGGCUUUCGAAACUCAGUGGAGUAUCGUCCAUGUAGACUGAAGGGUGUUUUUGUCCCAACGUCUUUGGCAUCCCCUAGAAUAGUGGCCAAUAUGGGUGAUCGCGGAGAUAAGAAUGAUGGAUCACCCCUGAUUAGCAGUUGCAUGGAGACUUGUGAUGACAAGCAGGUCUUAGAUGUUAGUGGGCGGUUGCCGGAGCGUAAUUUUGCUGGGACUCCAUAUGUUCCGGUUUAUGUAAUGCUACCUCUGGGCGUUAUAAACAUGAAGUGUGAGGUCGUUGAUCUGGAUGGUUUGGUAAAGCAUCUACGAAUACUAAAGUCAAUCAAUGUUGACGGUGUUAUGGUUGACUGCUGGUGGGGGAUAGUAGAGAGUCAUUCUCCACUCGAAUAUGAUUGGCAUGGAUAUAAAAAGCUUUUUCAGAUUAUCCGCGAGCUCAAGCUUAAGUUACAGGUUGUAAUGUCUUUUCAUGAAUGUGGAGGCAAUGUUGGCGAUGAUGUAUGCAUUCCCUUGCCUCACUGGGUGGUAGAAAUUGGGAAAUCGAACCCAGAUAUAUUCUUCACAGAUCGAGAGGGAAGGCGCAAUCCAGAAUGUCUCACAUGGGGCAUCGAUAAAGAGCGGGUUUUGAGAGGCAGAACUGCCCUUGAGGUAUAUUUUGACUUCAUGAGGAGCUUUCGUGUCGAAUUUGAUGAGUUUUUUGCUGAUGGUGUUAUCUCAGAGAUAGAGAUAGGUUUGGGUCCCUGUGGGGAACUAAGGUAUCCAUCCUAUCCUGUGCGACACGGAUGGAGAUAUCCAGGCAUUGGGGAGUUUCAGUGCUAUGAUCAAUAUCUUUUGAAGAGUUUGAGAAAGGCAGCAGAAACAAGGGGGCACUUUAUUUGGGCAAGAGGACCAGAUAAUGCGGGCUGUUAUAAUUCACGGCCGCAUGAUACUAGUUUUUUUUGUGAUGGGGGUGACUAUGAUAGUUAUUAUGGAAGAUUCUUCCUUGGAUGGUAUUCCCAGGUUUUAAUUGACCAUGCUGACCGAGUUUUGGCCCUUGCUAAUCUUGCAUUUGAAGGCACUCGAAUUGCUGCGAAAAUCUCUGGCAUCCAUUGGUGGUAUAAGACAGCCAGCCAUGCGGCUGAGCUGGCCGCUGGUUUUUAUAACCCGUGCAAUAGGGAUGGAUAUUCUCCAAUAGCUCAGAUGCUUAAGAAGCAUGAGGUCGCUCUAAACUUCACGUGUGCAGAGUUGCGAACUCUUGAUCAGCAUGAAGACUUCCCAGAGGCUCUAGCUGAUCCUGAGGGCUUGGUGUGGCAGGUGUUGAAUGCUGCGUGGGAUGUGGGUAUACCAGUGGCAAGUGAGAAUGCACUGCCCUGCUACGACAGAGAAGGGUAUAACAAGGUACUGGAGAAUGCCAAGCCUGCCCACGACCCUGACGGGAGGCACCUCUCUGCCUUCACGUACCUCAGGCUCUCGCCUGCCCUCAUGGAGAGGCAAAACUUCUUGGAGUUUGAACGCUUUGUAAAAAGAAUGCAUGGUGAAGCAGUUCCGGAUCCGCAAUUAUAGCAAUGGAGACUUUUUUGCCAUGGUUUUCACAAGAGGCUUUUCCCUUUUUUCGAUCGCCUCGACUCUUUUCCAUUGUAUAGAAAAAUUUCCACCAAGUAUGUUCCUUUUUUCCUUUGCCUUAGAUGCAAUACAAGUUUCUGAUUGAGUCCGCAAUUUAACGAAGCUCAGAUCUAUUAACAUAGGGAAAGAGGGAUUAAGGAUUGGAAAAUGAUUAAGGAAGUUUUGUUCAGUAAGAGAGGGUGAUAUUGGUUAGGUUUUCCAGUGAGUGUUUCUCCAAGCUUUGUCUCUUACCUUUUUUUUUUUUGAACCGAUGACCAAGCCUUGUCUCUACCUUGUGCGUAUAGAAAUAUUGAGAGAUGAAAAUGGUUCAAGAAUCUUUUGAGACCCUGUUUGACCCCAAUCCCAAGUUUGGAUUUUUGAUGAACCUAUGUGAUUGUUUUGGGGGAUUUUGAUUUCCAAAAAAAAAA
This is a messenger RNA of Amborella trichopoda, 3501 nucleotides long. It is a transcript of the gene BAM2, whose product is annotated as beta-amylase 2. Gene Ontology annotation, biological process: polysaccharide catabolic process. NCBI's taxonomy places the organism in Eukaryota, Viridiplantae, Streptophyta, Magnoliopsida, Amborellales, Amborellaceae. The record is from RefSeq and is a predicted model, not a curated record. Gene Ontology annotation, molecular function: beta-amylase activity.